Messenger RNA from Malurus melanocephalus (red-backed fairy wren), 2954 nucleotides. RefSeq names its product coiled-coil domain containing 93 (gene CCDC93). Lineage: Eukaryota; Metazoa; Chordata; Aves; Passeriformes; Maluridae. Gene Ontology annotation, biological process: Golgi to plasma membrane transport. The record is from RefSeq and is a predicted model, not a curated record. Bases 358 to 2199 code for a protein of 613 amino acids. The transcript has 24 exons.
GCGUUUGUAAGAGGAGCACUUCAGCUGGAGUGCUGGGUGGGGUGUUGGGCACCACAGCAUAAGAAAGGCAUUGAGCUGUUAGCGUCYAAAGGAGGCCAAGAGGAUGGGGAAGGUCUGCAGGCCGAAGGUCUGAGGAGCAGCUGAGGGCACUUGGUUUGUGCAGCCUGGAGAAGAAGGGACUGAGGAGAGGCCUCAUCAGGGUCUUCAGAAUCCUCACGAGGGAAAGUGGURCCUGUCUCAUCCCUUUCAUGAGCCGUGACAGGGCCUGAGGGAAUGACCUGAAGGGUGGGAGACAAAGGAGAACUGGACUUCGUGCUGAAUGGAUGGUUGUGAGAAGCUGGUACUAUUCAGUGAUUCAUGAGCAGCUUGCAGACAUCAGGAGUAAAGGUUGAAACGAGAGAAGAUGAGGAACAAAACAUCAAGCUGACUGAAAUUUUGGAACUAUUGGUGGCUGCUGGGUAUUUUCGAGCAAGAAUCAAGGGGUUAUCACCCUUUGACAAGGUGGUGGGAGGCAUGACGUGGUGUAUCACUACCUGCAGCUUUGAUAUCGACGUGGAUUUAUUAUUUCAGGAAAACUCUACUAUUGGUCAAAAAAUUGCCUUAACUGAAAAAAUCGUGUCAGUAUUACCAAAAAUGAAGUGUCCUCAUCGUUUGGAACCACAUCAGAUCCAGGGACUGGAUUUCAUUCAUAUAUUUCCUGUUGUACAGUGGCUGGUGAAACGUGCGAUAGAAACAAGGGAAGAAAUGGGAGAUUAUGUCCGUUCUUACUCUAUAUCACAGUUUCAAAAAACUCACAGACUUCCAGAGGAUGAUGAAUUCAUGCAAAGAAAAGAGAAGGCAAUCAAAACUGUUACUGAUAUCUUUGAGGUUUACAAACCCCAGAGAAAAUACAAACGUCAAACAGGAGCUGAGGAACUGCUGGAUGAGGAAUCAAAAGUUCAUGCUACRCUUCUGGAAUAUGGCAGGCGAUACGGAUUUAGCAGACAAGCAGGGAAAACAGAACAGGCUGAAGAUAAAAAACCAGUGCUACCUCCAGGGCUUGCAACAGCAGGGAAAGCUGAGCCUUGUGAUGAAGAUGACCUUCAGGCUGCUGAAGAGCUUCGCAUUAAAACUCUGAUGACUGGAAUGGCUGCAAUGGCAACAGAAGAGGGCAAACUGACAGCAAGCACAGUUGGCCAGAUUGUUGGACUCCAGUCAGAUGAGAUCAAGCAAAUCGUGUCUGAAUAUGCUGAAAAGCAAUCUGAGCUCUCUGCUGAGGAGCGACCAGAAAGGCUUGGAGCUGCCCAGCAACACCGAAGGAAGGUGGCAUCUCUGAACAAGCAGAUUUUGCAAAAAACCAACCUCCUUGAAGAGUUGCAAGCUAAAUGUGCUGAUCUGCAGGCAAAAUGUGCUGAAGCAAAAAAGACAUUAACAGAGGUUAAGAGUUACAGUGAAAAGCUGGACAAGGAAUUGGCAGCCUUAGAAACAAUAGAAUCCCAAGCAGAUUCUAGCAUAUUACAGAGUCUGCGAGCACUGGUGGCCAUGAAUGAAAACUUAAAAAGCCAGGAGCAAGAGUUCAAAGCACAUUGUAGGGAAGAAAUGGAGAGACUACAACAAAAUAUUGAGAAUUUGAAAGCUGAAGCAGCAGAAAAUGGRGAGGAACAGGAGCCAAAUAAGAUAAUAGAGCAGCAGUACAAAGCUGAGAAAGAGAAACUUCAAAAGAUCCGCCUGCUACUGGCACGAAGAAACAGAGAAAUAGCCAUUUUACAACGCAAGAUUGAUGAAGUACCCAGCCGAGCUGAGCUCACACAGUAUCAGAAGAGAUUUAUUGAACUUUACAGUCAGGUCUCAGCAACUCACAAAGAAACGAAGCAGUUUUUUACUCUUUAUAAUACACUGGAUGAUAAGAAAGUAUAUUUGGAAAAGGAGGUUAACUUACUGAAUUCUAUUCAUGACAACUUCCACCAAGCCAUGGCAUCGUCCGGAUCACGGGAGCAGUUUUUGCGGCAGAUGGAGCAGAUUGUAGAAGGCAUCAAACAGAAUCGAAUGAAGAUGGAAAAGAAGAAGCAAGAAAACAAAAUGAGAAGAGACCAGUUGAAUGAUGAAUACUURGAGCUUCUAGAGAAACAGAGGCUUUACUUCAAAACAGUGAAAGAAUUUAAAGAGGAAUGCCGUAAGAACGAAAUGCUGCUGUCCAAGCUGAAAGCCAGUUCUUCCUGAAGAACUCCAGCUGGGGAAAUUUAUARAAGAUUGUUCAGUCCAUUGAAUCUCUUUUGUGAGGUGACAGCUAUAACUGCAAUGUAGAUGUAUAUAUAUAGAUAUAUAUAAAAAAUAUAUAUACACGCAGCUGUAAAAGUCUGUUUUUUCCAGUAUGUGUUCAGUUUACAUUCCCUCAUCACAUGGCUGUAUUAUUCAUUAUUGCCUCCACUACACAGUAAAGAGUUAACACAGUACAGCAAAAUAGAAAUUAUGUCUAAUUUUAUUUAUUUGGGUUUGGGUUUUCUUUUUCCACAUUAUGGACAGUGGGUAGUUCUUUUAUUUGGGUUUUAACACAGAAUUAGGUGAGGAUUCUGGAAUAAGUUUACAUGUACUGUGUAGUAUGUCCACCACCCCACAGAAUGAGCACUGCAGAAUGCAGUAGCUCAUUAAUUUUGGCCCAAGAAACUCCUCAGAAUAAGAUUCUUCAAACUCUCUUUACUGGCAAAUAACUUCACAUUAUUUUAAUUUACACUCUAGCCAUAGGUAGGAUUCCAAAGGAUAACAAUUUCUAAUGGUUAAGAAAAUUAACUUACCUUGGAUAAUUCCUGGUGUAAAAUUAUAGAUCUAUAUUUUUAUAAAGUCUAGCUGUUGUAUAAAUUUCUUUGAAAUUUCAUUUUUAUAUAUAGAGAGUGUGCUUGUUAAAUUAAUAGCUCCAGGAAAAAAACACCUUAAUACUUAGGAACAUCAUGUUAUCCCUGGCUGGGAUGAAAAUCAAA